GCGCGGACGCAUCAGGCGGCGGUUGGAGUCGCGCGAUCGGUAUUCCAGGUGCGCGCCGUGAGCCACAGGUAACCGGACCGCGUUCAGUGUCCGCGCAGCCGCACCGGUGCAACCAAUCGACCGCUGCCGCGACGCCGUCGAACGCGACAGUAAUAAUCGUAAUCGUAACAACGUGUUGUAAUAGAAUUAUCGUUGCGCGAGGAGAAAAAAAUCCUAAUACGUUUUCGGGAAAGGCUCCGAGUGGCAUUCCGAGGCGUGUUUUUAAUCGUACGUUUUCGGUUUUUUUUUUUUUUUUUUUCAUGUUUCUCCUUUUUUUUCCGACUUCUGUACGUACCGAAUAACGCGCGCGCCAAGUGCCGUAAGACGAACAGGACCGUCCGCGGUCACAGUAUCAUUGGCGUACCUAUUUCGGUUUACCAUCCGGUCGCGGUAUACCGCCCUGUUUGCCAUUAUUCGCGAUGUGCCCGCUCGUUCCGACGACCGCGGCGGUGUGACGGUUGCAACGCCGUGAUCGUUUCUCUUCGUUUCUCCACCACCGUCGUCCUUUCCACUUAACAUGUUCAUAAAGAAACCGAAAUGGAUCGAAAAAGUCACAGUAGAGCCGAUGCUGUUUUUGUACUUUGUCACUUUAGCUAUUUCGGCGUUGGUGGGCACGAACUUAAUACUACGGAAGGGCUGUGACAUAACGGCUACGUCGCAGCCGGAAGAUCUGCGGGAGAAGUGCCUGAACGAGAGCUACGCGCAGGAGCUGGUGGCCAAGAUCCAGUCGUGGAAGCUGAGCAUCCAGUACUCGGUGCCGCUGGUGUUCAUACUGUUCGCGGGCCCGUGGAGCGACACACACGGCCGCCGGCGCCGGCCGCUCAUGUUCAUACCGAUCGCGGGCCAGCUGCUGACGGACGCGUUCAACAUGCUCAACGUGUACAACUGGCACUGGUCGCCCACCGUGGCCGCCGUGUCCGAGUGCCUUGUGCCCGCGCUCACCGGGUCGCGCAUAUGCUGCGUGGUGGGCGUCGCGUCCUACGUGGCCGACAUCACGCGCGUCGAGGACCGCACCAAGCGCAUCGGCAUGCUCAUGUCGCUGUACUUCAUCGCCACGCCGAUCGGCGCGUGCACCGCCGGCUUCCUGAACGUCAACAUCGGGUUCUACGGCACGUUCGCCGUGUGCAUAGCGAUGAACUGCCUGGCGCUGGCGCUGGGCGCCGCGCUCAUCGAGGACACGUCCGUGCCGUACGAGAACGCGUCCGUCUGGCAGACGAUCAACCCUAAGGUGAUCGCCGACUCCGUACGCGUGCUGGUCAAGAAACGGCCCAGCCGCAAGCUGCUCGUGUACAUGACCGUCGUGUCGCCGCUCACCAUCGGGCCCAUGCAAGGAGAAUAUUCUAUUCUAUAUCUUUUCGUCAGAUACAAGUUUGGAUGGAACGAAAUAGAUUAUAGUCUGUACGCUGCAUACAAAAUGACUGGAAUACUUAUAGGUACGAUCCUGGCCAUAUGGUUGAUGAGUGUAAAACUGAAAAUGCACGAUGCAGCGAUCGGUUUCAUUGGCAGCGGUUUCGAUCUGAUCGCAGCCGUAUGUUACAGUUUUGUCACUCAACCAUGGCAGCUAUACGCGGUGCCAGUAAUAGAUAUUUUCCAUGGUGCUGCGUUCACUGUUAGUACGUCGAUGGCGUCUAAGCUCGUCGAUAACAGCGAAUUGGCGCAACUCAAUUCAGUUCGAGGUAUGCUAGAAACACUCGCUCCAAUUAUUAUAUAUCCUUUAUAUAAUCAAUUAUAUACGCUCACGUAUGAAACACUACCAGGAGCUUUUUUCCUGCUGAGUGCGGCUUUUACUGUUCCAGUUGUCAUAUUAUUCGGACUUACAUACAAAAUCGACCGAAAAGAUAAAAUUUUUCAAAAUAAUAAUAAUGAAGAAGUACAAAAAAGUAAAGACGAAUAUAAUAACACUGUCAAAGAAGAACCAAUUAAAAGCAUAAACUCAGUGUAACAAAAACGAAUUUAUAACAAAUAAUAUGGUAAAACAUAUUAUUAUUUAUUUGCUAUUAAUGUUAUUAUAUUUUAU
Messenger RNA from Sipha flava (yellow sugarcane aphid), 2056 nucleotides. Its product is annotated as solute carrier family 46 member 3-like. The record is from RefSeq and is a predicted model, not a curated record. The transcript is spliced from 7 exons. The coding region runs from base 557 to 1981 and encodes 474 amino acids. Gene Ontology annotation, biological process: transmembrane transport. NCBI's taxonomy places the organism in Eukaryota, Metazoa, Arthropoda, Insecta, Hemiptera, Aphididae. Gene Ontology annotation, cellular component: membrane. Gene Ontology annotation, molecular function: transmembrane transporter activity.